CUGGUGGCAUAUGUGUAAUAUCUUAUAUCUGGGUUACCCUGCUAGUGUAUUUAUCAGUUUGGACACCCCACUCCUAACAAACACCCUCACUCCGUCAGUCUCUUCAUCAUGCCGCUGAUUGUGAUCCAUACAAAUCUACCCCAGGCUGACAUAGGGUCAGAACAGCUGAGAAAUGUGUCCACAGGCUCGGCCGAGAUAUUAGGGGUCGAACCCAAGAUCGUUCAAGUGGUCAUCAAUGCCGGAUCUCCAAUGAUGUUUGGGGGAACAGAGGAGCCGACUGCCAUGGCCUUUGUCCACUCGGCCGGGGGAAAACUCAAACAGGAAGCCAACGACGAGUUUUCGGCAAAGUUCACAGACUUGAUCGUCAAGUCAAUCGGCGUACCGAAGGAAAGAAUCUACAUGCUCCUGGACGACGUUCCCCAGUCAUCCGCCUGUUACAUGGGCUUAACGAUAGCCUCGCUGACACACUGACACACCCUAGCAUUGGUUUUCUUGACGUUAAGAAAACUCUAUAUAGCUUGCGCCAUCAAACAUGAAUCUUCAUUUUUAUUCCGAGAAUGCUAUAUCAACGUGGCAAGCAUUUUCAUACAACAAAUAAGUACAUUCACGAUAUCCACGUUGACAGCACCUCAAGUACCCUAUCGUAACUUGACAGCUAGGCCACCUGGUAGUCUAGAUCAUGACUGUGCCACAAGUACCCUGUCAUAA
Messenger RNA from Liolophura sinensis, 708 nucleotides. Its product is annotated as macrophage migration inhibitory factor homolog. Bases 109 to 471 code for a protein of 120 amino acids. Gene Ontology annotation, molecular function: phenylpyruvate tautomerase activity. The transcript has 3 exons. The record is from RefSeq and is a predicted model, not a curated record. NCBI's taxonomy places the organism in Eukaryota, Metazoa, Mollusca, Polyplacophora, Chitonida, Chitonidae.